GAGAAAAUUGACGGGCUACCGACUCCAUCGUCUUCAAUCGUCAACUUCGUUUCCGACACCACCCACCUACGGCAAAUUCAACAGGCAUCCUGUCAAUACCGUCAAAAUGGUGAACAUUCCCAAGACCAGAAAGACCUACUGCAAGGGCAAGGACUGCAAGAAGCACACCCUGCACAAGGUCACGCAGUACAAGGCUGGCAAGGCCUCCCUGUUCGCCCAGGGUAAGAGGCGUUACGACCGGAAGCAGUCCGGAUACGGUGGUCAAACGAAGCCUGUCUUCCACAAGAAGGCCAAGACGACCAAGAAGGUUGUGCUGCGUCUUGAGUGCUCCCAGUGCAAGACCAAGCUGCAACUGGCCCUGAAGCGAUGCAAGCACUUUGAGCUGGGUGGUGACAAGAAGACCAAGGGUGCUGCUCUGGUUUUCUAAGCGCGGUAAUCGAACGGCUACUUGCUUUUUGUCUUGGGUCAUCCACAUCUUCUGGUCUGCGGCCGAGCAUCCACGACACAACAUUCUCACGACUUUUCUACCUACAAAUCAAACGGCAGACGGUGGUCAUUACGGACGGGUCCUUCGGCGCAAGGAUAAAAAUGCGUGCAUUGCCUGCUUUCGGGUCCUCGCGGUUGCUGUGAGGAGGCUUCAGUACAUAGGGAAGAUGGAAUACAGUUCCAUGUGGUACUGAUUUGAUUUGAAAUGGAAGUCCGACCGUGCUGUGAGACAAAUGUGCAGGUUCACGAGAACGCAGUGAUUUGAAGCCCAGCGACCGAGAAGAGACAAUAAAAAAGAGUCGAGCCACC
Molecule: messenger RNA, 795 nt
Organism: Cryphonectria parasitica EP155
Lineage: Eukaryota; Fungi; Ascomycota; Sordariomycetes; Diaporthales; Cryphonectriaceae
Exons: 5
Coding region: 107-427 (106 amino acids)
Biological process (GO): translation
Cellular component (GO): cytosolic large ribosomal subunit; ribosome
Molecular function (GO): structural constituent of ribosome
Source: RefSeq, a predicted model, not a curated record